This is a messenger RNA of Eleginops maclovinus (Patagonian blennie), 854 nucleotides long. RefSeq names its product parathyroid hormone 2 (gene pth2). The record is from RefSeq and is a predicted model, not a curated record. Gene Ontology annotation, cellular component: extracellular region. The coding region runs from base 196 to 654 and encodes 152 amino acids. Gene Ontology annotation, biological process: neuropeptide signaling pathway. The transcript is spliced from 4 exons. Lineage: Eukaryota; Metazoa; Chordata; Actinopteri; Perciformes; Eleginopidae.
GAGACGCUAACAGAACCAACUAGAAGUCUGAACGCAAAAAAGUGGAAAUUCAAGUUUUUAUUUCAUUUUCAGAAGGAAAAAGAUUGUUGUUGUUCGCACUGGAAGCUUUCUCUGCUGGUGUCACGCCUGAACUUGAACCUUUGUGGUCCAGCCUUUAGCCUACAGAUAGAGCAACAGGACCACCAGAGAAGGAGGAUGUCCGAACUGCUUGCUUUUCCCCGGAUGUCGUUCCUGUUGCUUUGCAUUCUGGGUAUGAUCUUGGUGACAUCUGGCUUUCCUCAGCAUCGACUUCAUUUCAGAAGUGCUGAUGAUUCAGAGGAACCUAAACGAGAGGAAUGGGAGGUCCUCUUCCCCUCCAUCUCUCUCCGUGAUUGGAGCAUUGAAAUGAUGUCAGCGCCCAGCCUCGGAGUAGCAGCCAAUAGCAAGGCAGGACUGAUGAGAGAGGCGUGGCUGUUUGGCCCUGAGAGGGCAGAGGAAAGUGUGCAGGGGGCGUGGCCUGCUGAAUGGACGCACGGGGCCAGCAUGAAGAGGAACAUGGUGGUGGCGGACGACGCUGCCUUCAGAGAGAAGAGUAAACUCCUCACCUCCAUGGAGAGACAGAAGUGGCUCAACUCCUACAUGCAGAAACUGCUGGUGGUGAAUUCAUCGAGAUAGUUCAGUCCUCACAGCCUUCAUUACAUCACACCUCUUUUGCACAGUGACAAAACGCUUUUAAAGGGAUCCCUGAGUUACUGCAAAAGUCAUAUCAAAUCAUCAAACGACUGCUGUAUUAUAAGUGCUCAUGGCUUCAUUUCAAAAUGAUAUUCCUAUUUUUUGUAGCACUUUCACUAUCUAAUAAAAAUCAUUCAAAAUCA